GUUUGACUCUUUGCUUCGCUUGUUCGCGCCCCACGCAGCCAUGCGCCGCCGUAUCCGCGGCAUGUUGCUGUCAGGCCGGCAGUUCUCCCUGGACUCCAGGAUCGACCUGGUGCAAGGCACGGUGCACGGCACGGUGCAGGGCGUGCUUGCCGAGGAUCGGCCAGAGUUGGCGAGGCCAGAGCUGCCCCUCAUGAGGGAGGACUCGGUAGAGGCCAACCACGAGCACGACGGGCACAACUCGCACCAUCCCGGCCAGCAGCGCUCCCGCUCAGUGGACGAGGACACCCCAGAUGACAAGCAGGCCCCUACAUCCAUCAAGGUUCAGACGACUGCCCCCACAGCUGCACCUGUCGCCAAAUAAAUGAUAAGAAAACGUUAUUAUAAGGUUGUGCAUAAUAAAGGAAUAAAGGCUGUACGAGUGGAAACCUUCUCCGUGCAGGCCCUCUUUCAUUUACUUCAAAUUAAUGAGAAGUUUGAGCUGUAACUAGUAUUAAGCGCGCAAAUGUAGUCGAUUAGCGGUUUGGAUUUAUAAUUUUCAGACUCUCUCACAAUCAAAAAUCACCAUGUAAGGCUACUGCAAAAUUUUCUCAAAGGUUUGGGCCUUCUUUACCUUAUCUUCUUCACAAAAAGUUAAAAACAAACAAACGUUAGGUACGAAGUAAUUAUAAUAAAGAUGUGUCAUAGUAAGUUGGACACCAUAUUUUAAAAUAAAAUGCACAUUUGCAUUCUUUGCUUUCUUUACAUAAUAUGAACAUAUUUAGAUUAUAAGUACUAAGAUGGUCCUUACAUCUUAGACCUAGGUCUUCAAAUCCUUAUGCGACAUAUUAGCCUUUACCCUGACAUCACCUUUAAUUUUUUUCCUCUGAAUAUCUAGUUUGAUGGAACAAUAUAAAAAAAAAGACAAGCACACGAGUAAAUAAAAGUAAAACAUGUUUAUUUGAUUUUUGUGAUUGUUAAUUACAGCAAAUUUUUGCACCUUGAGACUGGACUACGAAAAGAGCACAAAUGACCACACCUAUAGAGCAUGCAAUAGGAGCUCGCCAACAAAUUUUAAAUCUAGCAUCACAUCAUUUAGCAAGAACAUUCCUGAACAUCCUCUGUAUUUUCGAUGUACAAAAUUUCAAAUAAAGAUGAAGAUUAUGA
Messenger RNA from Frankliniella occidentalis (western flower thrips), 1143 nucleotides. RefSeq lists its product as uncharacterized. The transcript has 2 exons. The coding region runs from base 41 to 361 and encodes 106 amino acids. Lineage: Eukaryota; Metazoa; Arthropoda; Insecta; Thysanoptera; Thripidae. The record is from RefSeq and is a predicted model, not a curated record.